AUGAUCUUUGUCAAAGCGGAUGUUUCCAAAUGGCCCGAGGUUUUGAACAUUUUUAAAAAAACAUGGGAUCGCUUUGGGGCCAUCGAUGUCGUGCUUUCAAACGCCGGUACUCAUGCUUUCGAGACCUUGCAGGAUGAAGCGCUGGACGACGACGGUUACCCAACAGCUCCGAGUCUGACGAGCUUCGAGGUCAACUUGCACUCCGCAGCGUACUGCACCAAGGCCGCGGUUCAUUUCUUUAAGAAACAGCCGCAAAGAAAGUGCCAAUUGGUCUUUACUGGCUCAGCAGCGAGUCUAAUCGACACGCCGCCACUUUACCUUUACUGUGCCGGUAAGGCUGGGGUACUUGGUCUCAUGAGAGGAAUGAGACAUAGUCUUCCGUGUGAAAACAUGUCGGUCAACAUGGUUGCGCCUUGGAUGACAGUAACCCCCGCGAUGCCAGAUUGGAUCAAGGAGAAAUGGGGUGAGUUGCCCACGAAUGAUACUAUCGGAGUGGCAAAGGCACUCCUGCUGCCGGCAGUUCGGACCGAUACCAACGGCAAGACUUUAUGGGUCGCCGGUAACGAUAUUGUCGAGAUAGAGGACGCUCUCCACGAAGCUCAGCCGCAAUGGCUUGGAGCCAGGUUGUCGGCAGAUGUUGACGAGGGUCAGUUGCGCUUGGGUAUCGGCGCUUGA
Ilyonectria robusta is the source of this 675-nucleotide messenger RNA. RefSeq lists its product as uncharacterized. The transcript has 3 exons. Gene Ontology annotation, molecular function: oxidoreductase activity. The record is from RefSeq and is a predicted model, not a curated record. Lineage: Eukaryota; Fungi; Ascomycota; Sordariomycetes; Hypocreales; Nectriaceae. The coding region runs from base 1 to 675 and encodes 224 amino acids.